AUUCAUUUCCAAACUGAAGCACGUUCCUGCAAACACGACAAACAUGUCUUCCUUGAAGGAAAUCGUUGGAAUGUAUCAGAAUUUGAAGCGUGAAUUUGAUCGCAAACCACCAAAUCUUGAUAGAUGUGGCGAAUUUUUAGCAAAGCUGAAGAUUGCACUCACUAGUGUGACGUUUUUGCCUACAGAUGAAUCAAAUCCAUCAAAACAAGAACUUCUUAUUGCUCGUGAUAUUCUUGAAAUUGGUGCACAAUGGGCGAUCGCUAAAAGAGACAUUCCAUCGUUCGAGCGCUACAUGGCACAGCUGAAGUGUUACUACAUGGAUUACAAAGACAAUUUGCCAGAGUCUACUUACAAAUACCAGUUGCUGGGCCUCAACCUGCUCUGUCUACUUUCUCAAAACAGAUUAGCAGAAUUUCACACAGAACUUGAGUUAUUACCAGUGAAGGAAAUCCAGACAAAUAUAUACAUCAAACACCCGGUGUCCAUGGAGCAGUACCUCAUGGAAGGCAGUUAUAACAAGGUAUUCUUAGCAAGAGGAAAUGUUCCAGCUGAAAACUACAACUUCUUCAUAGAUAUAUUACUGAAUACAAUUAGGGAUGAAAUCGCUGGAUGCAUUGAGAAGGCAUAUGAGAGGAUUGCACUGACUGAGGCUGGUCGCAUGUUGUUCUUUGAGUCACAAAAACCCAUGAAGGAGUAUGCCACACAGCGUAAGUGGACUGUUGGACCAGACAACUUUUUCAGUUUUACUCAUGACACGAAAGACACAGAUGAAGUUAUUCCUGCAAAAUUACUAGCUGAACAGACGAUAGAAUAUGCCAGGGAGUUAGAAAUGAUUGUCUAAUGAAAGCACCAACAUCUAUAUCUUGAUCUGACUUUGUGUGCAAGUGCCAGGUUCACCACUCAUCAGCUUGUCACGGAGUUACCUCCACUUUGAUGCAGGAGUGAUCUCCCUUGCCAGCUGGGCCAUCCAAGUAGACAUUCAGUUGCUGCAUAUCAUCAUGUACAGAAGUGCUGCUUGAGGCAGAGUACCUGCUCAACAUGCCCCAGCACUGUUCAAUUUCAUGUUAUGGACUAAGCCACAAUGGUUUGUUUUCAAGUCAGUGCUAAUCAACUGACAUUUUAAAAGAAUUAACGUCUUUGGUCUGUUAUAGUACUGGAUUCAUAAUUCAUCCAGAUAAAGGAAAAGGAAAUGUUUUUUUAUCACGGUGAAGAAGCUAUGUUUAUCUUUUGCUAAAUGAUACUAUGUAAUAUUUUGUUUGUAAUGGAAAUGGAUAAUAAACCCAUUGAAACUGUU
Molecule: messenger RNA, 1294 nt
Organism: Haliotis rufescens (red abalone)
Lineage: Eukaryota; Metazoa; Mollusca; Gastropoda; Lepetellida; Haliotidae
Product: 26S proteasome non-ATPase regulatory subunit 8-like
Exons: 8
Coding region: 44-841 (265 amino acids)
Biological process (GO): proteasome-mediated ubiquitin-dependent protein catabolic process
Cellular component (GO): proteasome regulatory particle; cytosol; proteasome regulatory particle, lid subcomplex
Source: RefSeq, a predicted model, not a curated record